CUCGUCCAAUAGUCCAAUCCAGAGUCCAAUCCUCGUCCGUUGGGCCUUGACGUUUUCAUACUGUACGAUAGCUUAGACUGAAGGACUGAACGUCAUUUCUCAAGUGAACGGCGGUCAGCAAUUGGUUCUAGUUGCUAUUGCAUAUAUUAUAGGGCAUACAGUAGCGUUCUAUUGGGCAGCUCCGACCUCCUCGUGUGCCGUUGUUAGCUAUCGACCGUCAUGCCGAAGCUGAACAUUCUCCCACACAAAAGCUGGCACGUUUACAACGCCGAGAACCGCGAACGGGUCCGUCGAGAUGAGGAAACCGCCCGCGCUGAAGAGGCGAAGAAGCGCGAGCCGGCCCUGCAAGCAGAGAGCGAAGCACGGCUCGGGUUACUCAGGCGACAGGCUAAGAGGCGACGAGAGGGCCUGGGCACCGAGGUGGUAGUGGGUGGUCAUGGAGAGGGGACUGGGCUGGCGGAGGGUGGAGCGGAACCGAAAGGAGGCAACGUUGUGAACGACGCGGGUGAAGGACUCAUCGUUUCCGAAGAGAUGAAGCCAUGGCCGAAACCACAAAGCACCCAGUUCGGAUUAGACGCUGAGAGUGCCGGCCAAACGCACAUCAAUCUCUUCGCCGACGCCGAGGCUGAUCUCAAACACAAAUCGCUGCAGAAGGUGUCGAGACCUACGUCUACGUCCGACUCCAAACGCGACAAAAAGUCAAAAAUUCCUGAACCGGACCAGUUUACUUGGUAUCUUGGGGAAACCCAAGAUGGCAAGAAAGCGGCGCCGUGGUAUGUCUCCCUCGCUGAUAAACCAAUUGGGCCUGCUCCUGAGCUACCACCUGCCGUAAGGAAGAAAUAUGCCGAUAAGGAGAAAAGAGCCGCGAAGGAUGACUCGAGGAAACGAUGGGAAGAUCCACUGAGCGCUGUGAUUAAAGCGACGAAAGGCAGCAAGCGAGACAGCCGUCACGAAGUGAGGAAGCGGCAUGUGGGUGACGAUCGGCGGGACUCAGACAAGCGACAUCAUCGAGAUACGCGAAGCGAACGGGAUGAUGGAGACCGUGACCUUCCCGCCAAAUCACAUUCGAAGAAUGAUACUACAUCGUCCAUCGAGAGACUGCGGGCGGAGCGCCUGCAGCGCGAAGCAGCCGAACGACUGAAAGCGGGACAGCUCCUCAACCCGGGGCUCCAUCGAACGCGCCACGAGAAGGAUUCAUCGUUCUAUCACUCGCAGUUCAAUCCGGGCAUGUCGAGACCGCACGGUCAUGCGGAGCGGUCCGCAGGAGGCGUGAGAUGGAGCGGAGACGUCGAGAUCAAUGGCCGUGAGCGACGACCGGAUGUAGCCCAUGAGAAGCAGCAAGAACAAACGCAAGACCGAGGGAGUAAAGGACGAAGGGAGGCGAGGUAUAAGCCAUAUUGACAUGCUGAGGCUGCUGUCCUGUCCCUUGUGAGGACAUACGAUCACGUACAGCUUGUGUGCAGCGCCCCUGCCAGCCGAGCGCACCACUCUGCCCUGCUUGCCCAUCCGUCUACUAAAGCCCUACCGGACAAUGACUCGAAGUGGCUCUCUGCCACUAC
Molecule: messenger RNA, 1559 nt
Organism: Fimicolochytrium jonesii
Lineage: Eukaryota; Fungi; Chytridiomycota; Chytridiomycetes; Spizellomycetales; Powellomycetaceae
Exons: 2
Coding region: 220-1401 (393 amino acids)
Source: RefSeq, a predicted model, not a curated record